ACCUAUCUGAUAAAGAUAGCUAUUUCAAGUUCGAACAAUGAAGCUUUUCUCAUGGUAGCGAAUAGUUUUAAUUCUCAUUUUGUAUUGGUUGCAUGUUUUCGAGGAGAAACCUGCUUUGCUUACGUGACGAUUUUUUUCUGCACCCGCGUUUAUUCUUUUCUAUGCAUGUAAAACGAUUCGCUUCGUUAACUCACCGACAUGGAUUCACGGCGUAGCAAAUAUACCAAUUAUCGCUACUCCAAUUACAUGCAAGAAGGCCUGGCAAUUCUGAAAAUUGGAUCUAGUGUUGAGUCUACAAAAUCUACGAAUAGUAGGACAAUCGGCAGGAACAAUAAUAUCCUUUACUUGGCCAAACGCGAGUCUGUUCCUAAAAAUUCGGCAGUAAAGCUGAAUAAGUCCCACGAUUCUACGACGUGGAAGCAUAACAAAUCUUUUGAAGAUAAAGGGAUACGAACAACAAAAAAUUUUAUUGGAAAACCCUGCUAUAACUUAGGGGAGAAAGGAUCCGGCUUCAGACCACGAGGGGAAGUCCAAGACUUCAACACCCUGAGACGAGAAUGCCUGGCGACGGGAAGACUCUUCGAAGAUCCUGAAUUUCCAGCCAAUGACUCGUCACUGUAUUUCUCCCGCAGACCGGAUAGAUACAUAGAAUGGAAACGGCCGAUGGAAAUUGCAGACGAUCCUCAGCUCUUCGUGGAGGGUUUCUCAAGAUUCGACGUUCAGCAAGGAGAGCUGGGAGACUGUUGGUUGUUGGCCGCAGUGGCGAAUCUGACCAUGCAUUCGAAUUUAUUCUUUCAAAUAGUGCCAGAGGAUCAGAGCUUCGAGGAAAAUUACGCUGGAAUCUUUCACUUCAGGUUUUGGCAGUAUGGUAGAUGGGUUGAUGUAGUGAUCGAUGAUCGAUUGCCCACCAGUCGUGGAGAAUUAGUGUAUCUUCAUUCGGCCGAGAAUAAUGAAUUCUGGAGCGCUCUUCUCGAAAAAGCAUAUGCAAAACUUCAUGGUUCCUAUGAGGCAUUAAAGGGCGGUACAACUUGUGAAGCCAUGGAGGAUUUCACUGGUGGAGUAACGGAAAUGUAUCAAAUGGACGAAACGCCACCGAAUUUGUUCAAUAUUCUCUUAAAAGCCUCUGAGAGAAACUCGUUAUUGGGUUGUUCUAUCGAGCCCGACCCCAACAUAGUGGAAGCUGAAACACCUCAAGGAUUAAUACGCGGUCACGCGUACAGCAUUACUCGCGUGAAGAACGUGGAGAUUCAGAUGCCAAAUCGAUAUGGUACCAUACCUUUAUUGAGGCUUCGGAAUCCUUGGGGAAACGAGGCAGAAUGGAAUGGGCCUUGGAGCGAUCAAUCGCCAGAAUGGAGAUUUAUCCCUGAUCACGAGAAAGAGGAACUUGGCCUGACAUUCGACAUGGACGGUGAAUUUUGGAUGUCGUUCCAUGAUUUUACUCGCCAUUUCACUCAACUCGAGAUAUGCAACUUGAAUCCAGACUCCUUAACGACGGACGACAUCAGCGCCGGGAAGAAACGCUGGGAGAUGAGCGUGUUUGAAGGAGAAUGGGUGCGCGGAGUAACAGCGGGUGGUUGCAGAAACUUUUUAGAGACCUUCUGUCAUAAUCCGCAGUACCGUAUUACUUUGGAGUCUCCAGAUGACGAUGAUGACAAAUGUACCGUAAUUGUUGCUUUAAUGCAAAAAAACAGAAGAGCGCAAAGAAGGAUGGGUGCUGAUUGCCUCACUAUCGGAUUCGCGAUAUAUCAUUUAGAUUAUCCGGAGAGACUGCCAAAACCACUAGAUAUUAAUUUCUUUAAGUACAACGCAUCUGUUGGACGGUCACCGGCAUUUAUAAAUUUACGAGAAGUUACAUGCCGUUUCAAAUUACCGCCGGGUGUUUACUGCAUAGUUCCGAGUACUUUUGAUCCAAAUGAGGAAGGUGAAUUCUUGCUAAGAAUCUUCUCUGAGAACAAGAAUAAUAUGGAAGAAAAUGAUGAAGAAGUUGGUGUUGGAGAAAUUGAUGAUAGGGUUCCCGAAGAACCUGAGCAAGAUCGCAAUAGCGAGAGAGUCCGAGAAUUCUUCAAGAAACUUGCUGGCGAUGAUUUAGAAGUGGAUUGGAUGGAACUCAAAGAUAUCCUAGAUUACGCUAUGAAGAAAGAGUUACCACAAUUGGCGCAUCGUAGCGAGGCACAUGUUCCCGAAACUGUUGAAGGAAAUGGUUCGCUUGUCGACACUCUCAUCUUACUGCUGUGCGGCAUUGUUUGUAAUAAUGAACAGUACAAUAAGCCCGUAGAGACUCACGAUAGAGGUUUCAGUAAAGAUGUAUGUCGCAGUAUGGUUGCUAUGUUAGAUGCAGAUCAUUCCGGCAAACUCGGUUUUGAAGAAUUUAAAACGUUGUGGAAUGACAUUAGAAAAUGGAAGGCUGUUUUUAAGUUGUACGAUAGAGAUGAAUCAGGAUAUUUAAAUGCAUUUGAAUUAAGACAAGCAUUAAAUAGCGCGGGAUACCGUUUAAAUAAUCAUAUUCUUAAUAUAUUGGUUCAUCGUUAUGGUACUAAAGACGGCAAGAUUACUUUCGAUGAUUACAUAAUGUGCGCGGUCAGACUUAAAACAAUGAUUGGUAAGUGA
Atta colombica is the source of this 2607-nucleotide messenger RNA. It is a transcript of the gene Calpb, whose product is annotated as calpain-A-like. The record is from RefSeq and is a predicted model, not a curated record. Lineage: Eukaryota; Metazoa; Arthropoda; Insecta; Hymenoptera; Formicidae. The coding region runs from base 199 to 2607 and encodes 802 amino acids. Gene Ontology annotation, molecular function: calcium-dependent cysteine-type endopeptidase activity; calcium ion binding. Gene Ontology annotation, cellular component: cytoplasm. The transcript has 13 exons. Gene Ontology annotation, biological process: proteolysis.